Daldinia caldariorum is the source of this 2282-nucleotide messenger RNA. RefSeq names its product kinase-like protein. NCBI's taxonomy places the organism in Eukaryota, Fungi, Ascomycota, Sordariomycetes, Xylariales, Hypoxylaceae. Bases 130 to 2124 code for a protein of 664 amino acids. Gene Ontology annotation, biological process: peptidyl-serine phosphorylation; intracellular signal transduction. The transcript is spliced from 3 exons. Gene Ontology annotation, molecular function: ATP binding; protein serine/threonine kinase activity. The record is from RefSeq and is a predicted model, not a curated record. Gene Ontology annotation, cellular component: spindle pole body.
UUUAUCGAAACUGCACUGCUCUCAAAGCGAGCCCCUCCCUUGCCUUGGGCUUCGUGUUUAUUCGCGGCAGUUCUUUGACGCUUUCAACGCCAGAAGUUGUUCCAACGUUCUUCAUUGGUGCCUGCAGCUAUGGCAAGCUUCUUAUCCACCAUGUUUCCCUCUCCGGGCCCAAAAGAUAUCAAGUCGCCCGUCUCAGACGUUCCUGGAACACCUACCAAGAACUCAUUCAUCACUCCCAUCUCAACACCUCAGGGUAGCCCGAGCAAGAAAACAUUACCUCCGGGAGCCAAUGAACUUCCUACUACAUUUGAUGCAUUGAAGCUUAACCCAGUAUCUCUUGAUAGCCCAGUCAGGCUUGGAAGACCUCAGAAUGGAGCUAGCCCUUUAUCUCCAGCCAAGAGCAACAUCCAACCAGCUGACGAUGGAUACUUUCCAACUGCAUCCCCCACUGUGGAUAACAACGUCGUUCAUAAGGCAGGGGAACCCGCGGGAACUCCUUUGAAGAAGCAGGGACAGGAAAACACGCCACCGUCUAGAAUCCCGGUGCGAGAUUCCGUCUACCAGCAUAACCAAGCUGCGAUAUCGCGCGCAGAACUCUAUCAGCUCCGAGAACCUCGAUCAACAGCACUCUCGACUAAGAGAUUUAACACAUCUCGCGGUCUCACCCCAGAAGAGAUGGAGCUUCUAAAGAAGCCUAACGUCCGCCGUCUGGUUAACGUUACCCAACUAUACUUCCUGGACUACUACUUUGAUCUGCUCACCUACGUUGGCGCUAGACAAUCACGGCUGAACGCCUUUAAGGCCGAGGUGCCACCGCCUCCGGAAACUGAUCAAGAAGAGUACAACCAGUUGUGGCAGAAGUACACGGGCAGAGAGCGCGCGAACCUCCGCAAGCGUCGCAUACGCCUUCGACAGGGUGAUUUCCAAAUUCUGACUCAGGUGGGUCAAGGAGGCUACGGUCAAGUGUUCCUAGCCCAGAAAAAGGAUACCAAGGAGGUGUGCGCGUUGAAAGUCAUGAACAAGAAGCUACUCUUUAAGUUGGACGAGAUCCGCCAUGUCCUCACGGAGAGAGAUAUCCUUACCACUGCCAACAGCGAGUGGCUCGUCCGCCUCCUAUACUCAUUCCAGGACGACAAGAAUAUCUAUCUUGCUAUGGAAUACGUACCUGGUGGAGAUUUCAGAACGCUCCUCAACAACACGGGAGUCUUAUCCAACCGUCACGCUCGCUUCUAUAUAGCUGAGAUGUUCUGUUCCGUGGACGCACUUCACAAGUUAGGUUACAUCCAUCGGGAUUUAAAACCGGAGAACUUCCUUAUCGAUUCCACGGGCCACGUCAAGCUGACUGACUUUGGCUUGGCGGCUGGUAAUGUCGCAUCGUCAAAGAUCAACUCGAUGCGUAUCAGGCUUGAGAAGGCUUCUGAGACUGACGUACCGUUUGGUAAAGCUAUGGAUAAACGAACAAUGGCAGAGCGCCGAGAGGGUUAUCAAACCAUGCGUGAGAGAGACACGAAUUAUGCGAAAUCCAUAGUAGGAUCGCCAGAUUACAUGGCUCCGGAGGUGCUCCGUGGUGAAGAGUACGACUAUACCGUCGACUAUUGGAGCUUAGGAUGCAUGUUAUUCGAAGCUCUUACCGGAUUCCCUCCUUUCGCAGGUUCCACAGCCGACGAGACAUGGCAUAAUCUGAAGCACUGGAAGGAGGUGCUCAAGCGACCCGUCUGGGAGGAUCCCAACUAUUUCUUAAGUACCCGAACUUGGAACUUUAUCACCACUUGUAUUAAUUCGAGAUCCAAGCGGUUUUCCAACAUUAAGGAUAUCUUGGAGCAUCAUUAUUUCGCCGAAGUAGAUUGGAACACUCUGAGACAGUCGAAAGCCCCGUUUGUCCCCGAGCUGGACUCGGAGACGGACGCAGGGUAUUUUGAUGAUUUCACCAACGAAGCUGAUAUGGCCAAGUACAAAGAAGUCCACGAUAAACAACAGGCUCUUGAAAGCAUGGCCGACCGAGAGGAGCAGAUGAGCAAAGGCCUCUUCGUUGGAUUUACAUUCCGUCAUCGGAAGCCUACCACAGAAGAUGGUAGCCCACGGAAGCGGAUCCAGACUGACGAGACGUUUGGCACGAUGCUCUAGGGUAGGCGUCCGCUGUCUAAAUUCAGGAGGCGGUAACCCCACAUCGUUGAUGCUUAACGAUUUUUGGUUAUUCGCCGCCACAUAAUAUCCACAUGAUUCGACGGUGAUGUGUUGUUGUUUUUUUCUUCAGACAAUGCCUAAGACGUCGUUAUGAUAAU